AGAAUCACACUCUGAAGAGGGUGCAUUGGCCAUUUUGCCUUUAUAUAUAUAUCUCCGACGAAAGUGAAAUCUCAGUGCAACCGGAGACGUCGCCGGCGACAAUGGAGCUGUUCUACAUCCUGAUGUUCGGCGGCCUCGCCGCCGUGGUGGGAGUUCUCGAGCUCAGCAAGAACAACAAGGAUCGAAUCAACACCUCUCCUGCUUUCAAUGCCUUCAAGCACAAUUACCUCUUUGUUUACUCUCUCAUGAUGGCUGGAGAUUGGCUGCAGGGCCCUUAUGUAUACUAUCUUUACAGCACCUAUGGCUUUGGAAAGGGAGAGAUUGGACAGCUUUUUAUUGCUGGUUUUGGAUCCUCCAUGUUGUUUGGGACUAUUGUCGGAUCUCUAGCUGACAAACAGGGUCGGAAGAGAGCAUGUGUUACUUACUGCAUAACUUACAUACUCAGCUGCAUCACCAAGCAUUCUCCUCAGUACAAAGUGUUGAUGAUAGGCCGUGUAUUGGGAGGCAUUGCCACUUCUCUGCUAUUUUCAGCUUUCGAAUCCUGGCUUGUUGCUGAACACAACAAGAGGGGCUUUGACCAACAGUGGUUAUCACUAACAUUUUCGAAGGCAAUAUUUCUUGGGAAUGGUCUUGUUGCCAUUUUGUCUGGCUUGUUUGGUAAUCUACUUGUGGAUACCCUUUCUCUUGGACCUGUUGCCCCUUUUGAUGCCGCUUCAUGCUUUCUUGCUUUUGGGAUGGCCGUUAUCUUAUCAUCAUGGACUGAAAAUUAUGGAGAUCCUUCAGAAAGCAAGGACCUUCUUACUCAAUUCAGGGGUGCUGCUGUAGCUAUAGCAUCUGAUGAAAAAAUUGCUUUGCUGGGUGCUAUCCAGUCUCUUUUUGAGGGUUCAAUGUAUACCUUCGUGUUCCUCUGGACUCCUGCUUUGAGUCCUAAUGAUGAAGAGAUUCCUCAUGGUUUUAUUUUUGCUACAUUCAUGUUGGCUUCAAUGUUGGGAAGUUCACUAGCAUCUCGGUUGAUGGCCCGUUCAUCACCCAGGGUAGAGAGCUACAUGCAGAUUGUAUUCAUGGUCUCUGCUGCCUCUCUCCUCCUGCCAAUCAUAACCACUUUCUUCGUAGCACCUUCUAAAGUUAGAGGUGGAAGCAUCUCCUUUGCAGGUUGCAUCCAGCUUCUUGGGUUCUGCACCUUCGAGGCUUGUGUAGGAAUAUUCUGGCCAUCCAUUAUGAAGAUGAGGUCCCAGUAUAUUCCUGAGGAGGCUAGAAGCACCAUUAUGAACUUCUUCCGCAUUCCUCUCAAUCUCUUUGUGUGUGUCGUGCUGUACAAUGUCAAUGCUUUCCCAAUCACUGUCAUGUUUGGCAUGUGCUCAAUUUUCCUCUUUGUGGCAUCUAUUUUGCAAAGGCGGCUAAUGGUGAUCUCAGACAAACCAAAGGCUGAAUCUUGGACAGGAAUGAAGGAAAGGGACACUGAGGCAGAACCUCUAAACGAUUGAAUGAUGUUGAACUGACUGAUCACCAAUGAUGUCUUAACCGGUUGAAAUCAAAAACUUGAUUCAUUCCACAUACUUGGAGCAGUUCCUGUUCAUUCAUGGUUAUAUUUGAUUCUAUAGUAGGGUUACAGUGUAUAAGAAACUAGUGGUCUGCCCAGCAACAAGGGAUUGUGGGAUAAAGGUCACUUUAUUUAUGAGUUCUUUUUGGCUAUCAUUAAAUUCAACACCUUCCAUCUUGUAGGAAAUUAGAUAUCUGCAUUUGUAGUCCUCAUCUUUUAUUCUUUACUGAAAUUGUCCUAUAAUUUGUAGUACAUUUUUGUUCAUCAUAUAAAGUGCCAGUAUGCAUGAUUUAAUUAUUUCAUUUUAGUAGAUUUACCUGUUAUUGAAUUAUCUGAAAAGGCUGUGAUGGAGCUAUACCUGCAGCAGCCUAUUUAGUUUGAAGGGAGUGGGGAAAGGAUGGGAACUUAUUAUAACCAAUCAAAUUAUUCUGUUGGUCUAAUGAUUUAAUUUGAUUAGUUGAAAUAAGGUCACCUUCCUUGCCCAUCCCUUCUCUAUCCCUCAUUUUUCUCAAACCAAACAAGCUAUUACUAUUAGGGUAGGGUAUGCACCAUCCAGGCCAUUUAAAAAUAAGGUAAAUUGUACUUU
This is a messenger RNA of Rubroshorea leprosula, 2126 nucleotides long. NCBI's taxonomy places the organism in Eukaryota, Viridiplantae, Streptophyta, Magnoliopsida, Malvales, Dipterocarpaceae. The record is from the annotation of a GenBank genome assembly.